AUGGAAGGUGAGAUUGAUCUAACGGGCGUGUUCCUGCAUGUUUUGGCCGAUACUCUUGGAUCAGUUUUUGUUAUCAUAUCAACUCUGCUUAUCCAGUGGUUUGGCUGGACAUGGGUGGAUCCGCUUUGCUCGCUUAUCCUCUCAAUCUUGAUUCUCAGCUCUGUGUACCCUCUACUGACGAGUAGCACGAAUACGCUGCUACAGGACAUUCCCGAUGAAGAAGAGUUCGAACAUCAUCUUUGUGAAGCCUUAGAGGUGGAAGGAGUGCAGUCAUAUUCAAAACCGCACUUCUGGCAACUGAAGAGCGAUCUCAAUGUUGCGUCCGUCCAUAUACAGGCUGCGCCUGAAGCAAAUGCGCAGCUCAUCCGACAUAAGGUCUGCGCAGUUUCUCAAUAACU
This is a messenger RNA of Cylicostephanus goldi, 398 nucleotides long. The record is from the annotation of a GenBank genome assembly. NCBI's taxonomy places the organism in Eukaryota, Metazoa, Nematoda, Chromadorea, Rhabditida, Strongylidae.